GCAGCCCCUCGGAAGCCAGCGGCGCGAGGGAGUGGGUCCAGGAUUCUUUUGAGGAGCUAUCCUUUGGAAUGCUAUUUUCAAAAUGAGUCAACAAGGUUAUGUGGCUACACCCCCCUACUCUCAGGCCCAACCUGGAAUAGGCCUUUCACCACCACAUUACGGACACUAUGGUGACCCGUCACACACAGCCUCUCCACCAAAUAUGAUGAAGCCAUCAGGGCCCUUGGGAGCUGCUACUCCUGGGGGGAUGCUGCCUCCAGGCCCCCCACCUCCUGGAACCCAUCAGUUUGGUCAGAAUGGAGCUCAUGCGUCUGGGCAUCCACCCCAAAGAUUUCCAGGCCCUCCACCACUCAACAACGCAGCUCCCUCCUACCCACCAUAUUCUGCUUCCACACCAUCGGCUUAUCCAAGUCCUGGGUCCACUUCGUCUGUCACCCAACUGGGCAAUCAGCUCAGUGCCAUGCAAAUGAACAACUAUGGCUCAAGCAUGGGUGCCCCCAAUCAGGGGCCCCCUGGACCUCCAGCGGCAGCGCUCCCGGGUCCUUCCCGGCCUCCACCACCGUCCAUCUUGCAGCCAGGAUCUCAGGUGCUCCCACCACCACCCACUGCGCUAAAUGGCCCUGGUCCCUCACCCAUGUCUCCGCCGACGCACAGGCCAGAUGGGCUUCCUGGGCCUGCCCCACCGAAUGCACAUUACCAGCCGCCACCUCUUCCAGGACAGACCCUGGGCACUGGAUAUCCUCCACAGCAGGCUGCCAACUAUGGUGCUCAGAUGGCAGGCCCACAGCUUGGCUACCCCGGAGGCUUCCCCGGAGGGCCUGCCCAGAUGGCUGGUCUCCCGCAGCCCCAGAAGAAGUUGGAUCCUGAUGCCAUCCCCAGCCCGAUCCAAGUGAUUGAGAAUGACAUCGCCUCCAGAGGGGGACAGGUUUAUGCCACCAACACCAGAGGCCAGGUUCCUCCCCUGGUCACUACAGAUUCUGUGAUACAAGACCAAGGCAAUGCCAGUCCUCGAUACAUCCGCUGCACAACAUACUGUUUCCCAUGCACGUCGGACAUGGCUAAGCAAGCUCAGAUUCCGUUAGCUGCUGUCAUCAAACCCUUUGCCACGAUUCCUUCCAAUGAGACUCCUCUCUACCUGGUCAACCAUGGCGAGACCGGGCCAGUCAGAUGCAACAGGUGCAAAGCCUACAUGUGCCCGUUUAUGCAGUUCAUUGAAGGGGGAAGACGCUAUCAGUGUGCAUUCUGCAGCUGUGUGAAUGAUGUUCCACCAUUCUAUUUCCAACAUUUGGACCACAUGGGGAGAAGACUGGACCACUAUGAGAAGCCAGAGCUAUCUUUAGGAUCUUAUGAAUAUGUUGCUACUUUGGAUUACUGCCGAAAAAAUAAGCCUCCCAACCCACCAGCCUUUAUCUUCAUGAUUGAUGUUUCGUAUAGUAACAUAAAGAACGGUCUUGUGAAACUCAUAUGUGAAGAGCUGAAGACUGUGCUGGAAAACCUUCCAAAGGAAGAGCAAGAAGAAGCGUCGGCGAUCCGAGUGGGUUUCAUCACCUAUAACAAAGUUCUCCAUUUCUUUAAUGUAAAGAGCAAUUUGGCCCAGCCUCAGAUGAUGGUGGUGACCGACGUUGGAGAGGUCUUUGUUCCUUUGUUGGAUGGUUUCCUCGUCAACUAUCAAGAAUCUCAAUCUGUGAUUCACAAUUUAUUGGACCAGAUUCCAGAGAUGUUUGCGGAAUCGAAUGAAAACGAGACGGUCUUUGCUCCUGUCAUCCAGGCUGGCAUGGAAGCUCUGAAGGCCGCCGACUGCCCAGGGAAGCUGUUCAUCUUCCACUCCUCCUUGCCGACUGCAGAAGCGCCGGGGAAGCUCAAAAACAGAGAUGACAAAAAGCUGGUUAACACGGACAAAGAGAAGGUUCUCUUCCAGCCCCAGAGCGGCGUCUACGAGGCCCUGGCCAAGGACUGCGUGGCUCACGGCUGUUCGGUGACACUCUUCCUCUUCCCCAGCCAGUACGUGGAUGUGGCCUCCAUGGGUCUCGUGCCUCAGCUCACCGGAGGGACCUUGUACAAAUACAACAAUUUCCAGAUGCAGCUGGAUAGCCAUCAGUUUUUGACCGACCUUAGAAAUGACAUUGAGAAGAAAAUAGGAUUUGAUGCUAUUAUGAGAGUUCGAACCAGCACAGGUUUCAGAGCCACGGAUUUCUUUGGCGGGAUUUUCAUGAACAACACCACGGAUGUAGAAAUGGCAGCGAUCGACUGUGACAAGGCAGUCACCGUAGAAUUCAAGCAUGACGACAAACUGGGAGAAGACAGUGGAGCCUUAAUCCAGUGCGCUGUGCUGUACACCACCAUCAGUGGCCAGCGAAGACUUCGGAUUCACAAUCUUGGGUUAAACUGCAGCUCCCAGCUCGGGGAUCUCUAUAAGAGCUGCGAGACCGAUGCUCUCAUCAACUUCUUUGCCAAGUCAGCUUUUAAAGCAAUUCUACAUCAGCCCUUGAAGGUCAUCCGGGAAAUUCUGGUUAAUCAAACUGCCCAUAUGCUAGCGUGCUACCGGAAGAAUUGUGCCAGUCCAUCUGCGGCAAGCCAGCUUAUCCUGCCAGAUUCCAUGAAAGUGUUGCCGGUGUACAUGAACUGUUUGUUAAAAAGCUGUGUGCUGCUCAGCAGACCAGAGAUCUCAACGGAUGAGCGGACGUUUCAGAGACAGCUGGUCAUGACCAUGGAUGUGGCUGACUCACAGCUUUUCUUCUACCCGAAACUCCUGCCAAUCCACACAUUAGAUGUCAAGAGUACAACCCUGCCUGCUGCCGUUCGUUGCUCUGAGUCUCGCCUUUCGGAAGAAGGAAUAUUCCUGCUGGCCAACGGUCUCAAUAUGUUCUUAUGGUUGGGAGUAAGCAGCCCGCCCGAGGUGAUCCAGGGAAUCUUCAAUGUGCCAUCUUUCGCGCACAUCAACACAGAUAUGACAUUACUGCCUGAGGUAGGAAGCCCGUACUCUCAGAAACUCAGGAUGAUAAUGAGUAUUCUCCAACAGAAGAGGCCAUAUUCAAUGAAGCUCACGGUGGUCAAGCAGCGAGAGCAGCCCGAGAUGGGGUUCCGGCAGUUUCUGGUGGAAGACAAAGGACUGUACGGCGGCGCCUCCUACGUGGACUUCCUUUGCUGCGUCCACAAGGAGAUCUGCCAGCUGCUGCGCUGAGGGAGCGCCUGCGGAGGCGGCCCUCCUCGGUGCCCAGCUCUCCAGAGUCGCUCGUUUUGAUUUCUUGCUUUCAGAGUAGCUUUCUUUCCAAGACGGCAUUUAGAAGUUCGGCUGCGGUGCUCAGGUAUAAAGCCAGCGAAGGUACGCCUUGUACCUUAAAGGGAACAGUCUAUUUCUGACGGCACAAUUUUUAACGUUUGAAACUGAUUCCGUUGACAUUUCACGGAAGCGUUUACAGAACUGUAAACUUUCGCCAUUUUCUUUCUCCGUGCUAGACAUAUAAAUUAUUUUUCAAAUUGUAUAGAUUUGGAGUAAAAAGUUGUCUUGGUUCCUCUCCCAUUUGCGGUGAGAAAAAAAACACCUUAAUUUUUACAUUAUAUCUAAUUUUUAAAACCGUGUAACCCCAUCGACUGCAUUUUUCAACUUAAGGUUUGCAUUGCAGACUUUUAAUAACCUUGGAAUCUUAUCUGGUAGAACCGGCAUUGUUCUACCCGCCCCCCCCCAUAAUUAUAUGUUGUGUAUGUUUAAACUGUUUUCCAGUUGUUUUGUCUACAAAACUGUAUCAACAUUCCUAAUGGUUCUUUGUAAAAUUUUGAAGGUUUCUACCUGUAUAUAAUGGAUCUUAACCAGUAUCAAUAAAUCACUUCAUAUGCUCUUA
This is a messenger RNA of Echinops telfairi (small Madagascar hedgehog), 3839 nucleotides long. RefSeq names its product SEC24 homolog D, COPII coat complex component (gene SEC24D). The coding region runs from base 83 to 3181 and encodes 1032 amino acids. Gene Ontology annotation, cellular component: COPII vesicle coat; endoplasmic reticulum exit site. Gene Ontology annotation, biological process: intracellular protein transport; COPII-coated vesicle cargo loading; endoplasmic reticulum to Golgi vesicle-mediated transport. Gene Ontology annotation, molecular function: SNARE binding; zinc ion binding. The transcript is spliced from 23 exons. The record is from RefSeq and is a predicted model, not a curated record. NCBI's taxonomy places the organism in Eukaryota, Metazoa, Chordata, Mammalia, Afrosoricida, Tenrecidae.